AUGUUCUCCAUAGCACGGAAUACCGCGCUCCGAGCGGCGCGGGCAUCGCUGCGGUCGUCGCAUCCCACCGCCGUCCCACAGUACUCGGCCUUUGCGCGACUGGCCUCCACACUCGCCGUUCUCGAACAGAAGGAGGGGAAACUCGUCUCACAAUCAUUGGCCGCAAUUACAGCAGGAACAAAGCUCGGAGGGUCAAUAACUGCAUUUGUUGCUGGAGGUGGGGUCAAGUCGGUCGCAGAGGAGGCGGCAAAGGCGAAGGGUGUGGAAAAAGUUAUUUACAUAGAGAAUGCUGCGUACGACAAGUGCCUCCCCGAAAAUUAUGCGCCACUCUUGGUUGAGAACAUCAAGAAGGGCGGCUACACCCAUGUAGUCGCUGGCCAUUCUGCCUUUGGCAAGAACAUCAUGCCCCGCGUCUCAGCCCUGCUAGACACUCAGCAAAUAUCCGACAUCACAGCCAUUGAGAGUGAAGACACAUUCGUGCGUCCAAUCUACGCCGGUAAUGCGAUCAUGACCGUCCAGUCUUCCGAUAGCAUCAAGGUUGUCACCGUUCGUGGUACCGCAUUCCCCGCACCAGAGACCGAGGGUGGCUCUGCAUCAAUUGAAGAGGGCGUCGACCCCAAGGCUGAAUGCCAGACCGAGUGGAUAUCUGAGGAUCUCGCAAAGUCAGAUCGCCCCGAUCUGGGAUCAGCAGACAAGGUUGUGUCUGGUGGACGUGGGUUGAAGUCAAAGGAGGAGUUUGACAGGAUCAUGACUCCUCUGGCUGAUGCACUUGGUGCUGCCAUCGGUGCCUCGCGAGCGGCCGUUGACAGUGGCUUCGCCGACAAUAGCUUACAGGUCGGACAAACAGGAAAGAAUGUCGCACCACAAUUAUACCUUUGCGCUGGAAUCUCUGGCGCUAUUCAGCAUCUGGCCGGUAUGAAGGACAGCAAGGUCAUUGCUGCGAUCAACAAGGACCCGGAAGCACCCAUCUUCCAGGUCGCAGAUGUUGGGCUUGUUGGUGAUUUGUUCGAAAAGGUACCAGAGUUGACUGAAAAAUUGAAGGCGCAAUAG
Molecule: messenger RNA, 1050 nt
Organism: Plenodomus lingam JN3
Lineage: Eukaryota; Fungi; Ascomycota; Dothideomycetes; Pleosporales; Leptosphaeriaceae
Biological process (GO): fatty acid beta-oxidation using acyl-CoA dehydrogenase
Cellular component (GO): mitochondrion
Molecular function (GO): electron transfer activity; flavin adenine dinucleotide binding
Source: RefSeq, a predicted model, not a curated record